This is a messenger RNA of Kwoniella shivajii, 1731 nucleotides long. RefSeq lists its product as uncharacterized. The record is from RefSeq and is a predicted model, not a curated record. The transcript is spliced from 10 exons. Gene Ontology annotation, cellular component: mitochondrial inner membrane. Bases 1 to 1731 code for a protein of 576 amino acids. Gene Ontology annotation, molecular function: ATP hydrolysis activity; ATP binding. Gene Ontology annotation, biological process: mitochondrial respiratory chain complex III assembly; protein insertion into mitochondrial inner membrane from matrix. Lineage: Eukaryota; Fungi; Basidiomycota; Tremellomycetes; Tremellales; Cryptococcaceae.
AUGAUCUCCGCUUUGCCUUCCUUCUUAGGCAGUGGUGCCUUACCAUCAUUCGGCAAUAACAUCAAAUUCGAUGAUAUCAUGCCAUUAGCCAUUCGAAUGGCUUUGAUCGGUUUACUCGCAGCUGCUGUAAGACAUUUCUUCGGAGUCUUCAAAGCUCAUCUGUCUGAUGCACUAUUCCCAACUGCCCAUGUGAAAGCUUCUGAUCCAGCAUUCGAAUGGAUCAUGUCAUAUCUUGCUCAAUCAAAGUCUGCUCAAAGACAACUCAAAUCUUUCAGAUUAUGGACUUCUGAUAACAGGCAAUCAAGAAGAGAUGAUUCCAAUAGACUGAAAACUAAGACUAGGAAAUCGGAAAAUUUGAGUGUCGCUAGAAAAGAUGCCACUUUCGUCGAUGAAGUUGUCGGUCAAAUGUUACCUGUUGACAAUCAAGCAAUAUACAUCAAUCAUGAAGGAACACAUUUAUGGAUAACUAGAAAAUCGAAAGAAUACGCUAAAAUUGAUAAGAGCGAUGAAGAUCAUCUUGAAAUCACGGGACUUCCUUUCCAGCCUGAAGCGAUCAGACAAUUUAUCAUUGAUGCUCAUGCUUCAUUUUUCAAAAAGACUGGUGAUGAAUUGAUGAUAUUCAAUCUUUCACCUUACAAUGGAGCUUGGUACGAUCCAAUUCAUCGUCCUGCUCGAUCAUGGAAUUCUGUCAUUUUAUCUGAAUCUCAAAAAGCACCACUUUUGGAAGAUGUCAAGAACUUCUUGUCUGACGAAGAGAAAUCAUGGUACAGUGCGAGAGGUAUCCCUCAUAGAAGAGGGUAUUUGCUCCAUGGAAAACCUGGUUCAGGUAAAACUACCCUUGCCACCUCAAUCGCUUCGCAGCUUGGUUUAGAUAUCUACAUAGUCAAUCCAGCUGCCAGAGGUAUGGAUGAUGGUAAAUUGAAUAAAGCAUUCAGGAAUUGUCCUCCACAAAAUAUGAUCUUGAUUGAAGAUAUCGAUUGCGUCAUGCCUCCCAGGCCCAGAAUAGGCGAUUCAAACGAGAUGGACGAUGACGAUAACGGUGAUCAAGAUCCUUCCGAUCUUGGUCAAUACGGUCUAGCUAGAUCUACAGUUACUUUAUCAGGUCUGUUGAAUGCCAUAGACGGUGUCUCGAGUCAGGAGGAUUGUAUCUUAUUCGCUACCACAAACCACCCAGAGAGACUAGAUUCAGCACUUUCCAGACCUGGUAGAUUCGACCUCCAACUCUCCUUUACUAAUUCAACUUUCGAUCAAGCCAAAAAUCUCUUCAAACAUUUCUUCCCUUUUUCAGAUUUCUCCAAAAACAUUCUAGAGCCUACUAACACAGAGCUCGUAGUAGAUGAGAAAUCAGAGUCAGAUUCAGGUAUGAAAUUGAUUGAAGGGGAAGACGAUCUAGAGUCACUUUCGACCCAAUUCGCUGAAAACGUUUUUUCAACUCCCAUUCCAGCCCCUUCUACUGAUUCUCACAAGGAAAAGGUCGAAGUCAACUUUGGAGUCUCCAUGGCUGCUUUACAAGGAUUCUUACUUAUUCACAAGAAGGAACCUCGUGUCGCAGCUUCCAAAUCUCUAGAAUGGGUUCAAACACUCAGAAGUGAGAUGGAAGAUAAAGAAAGGAAAAGAAGUGCGAGAAAAGCUGAAAGAGAGAAAGCCAAAGAAACACCUGCUCCCAUUACACCUAUAACCCCUGCGUCAAUCAUGAAGGAGCAGGGAAUCGAGUCACAAGGAAAGCACUGA